Pimephales promelas (fathead minnow) is the source of this 950-nucleotide messenger RNA. The record is from RefSeq and is a predicted model, not a curated record. Lineage: Eukaryota; Metazoa; Chordata; Actinopteri; Cypriniformes; Leuciscidae.
ACUUGUUUUCGGUAUAUGAUCAUUGGCUGUGUGAAUGAUGGAUAUAAGAUUUUCUUUGGUAAGGGAUCUAAAGUCAUAGUACAAUCAAAUCAAAGAAAAGAUCCAGAGGUUUACAAACUUGAAGACUCGUCGUGUCUGGCAACUGACUUCACGGACCAUUCAGCAUUUAAUUCCAGUUACCCUACAGUGAGAUAUACAGGCAAAGAUUACCAAAACUACUACAGUACCUUUGACUUUAGAGAUGAAGACAAGUGCGUAGAAAAAGGCAGCUGUAAAGGAGCAUCCAGUCAAAGUGGUGAUAUAGAAAAAGAUGAAAAAAUCAACUUCUUGUCAUUGGGCCUCUUUUGGCUGAGAAUUCUCUUUCUGAAGACUGUUGUGUUCAACGUCCUGGUGACUUUCAAAGCAUGGAUGAGCUAACGUCUCACAAAUCCAAGUCGUUUUUCAUCAGUUGGAUUUAUCACCGUGCCUUCACCGAAGACAACAGAAAAUGUUGCAUCACAUUCAAAAGACCAUUCGAUUUGCACCGUUGUUGUUAAAUGAUGAUCAAGGAAUUAUGUAACCUCCCUCAGUUAUGCUCUAGUGCUUAUGGUUUUAAGAAUAAUAUACCGUAUACACAUUUGAAUGUAAUGUGUUUAUAUGCUUCUUUAAUAUGGGCUCAACUAUUCUAGUUUAGGAUACAAUACGAAUAUGCCGCCAACUUAGAUGUAGUUCAUGUUUAUUUUCUCUUUAUUUUAAUGAAUUCUACAUUUAUUAUGUAAAAAUAUAUUUUUUUAAUUACUUUGAAGCUGGAUUACAUCUAGAAGAUUCUAUCUAUAUAGCUUUCAUUUUUAGCAAAAUAUUUACAUCCACAAUUAAGUGGACUUAAGUGCUUCCUUUUACAAUGGCAUACUUUCAUUCAAUAAUGACUGUAUUGUGCAAAAUAUAUGAAAAUAAAAUGCAUAAAUAACCAA